AUGACCACAGAAUGCACCAACCUCGGGCUGGACUACUACCCCACGUCCAGUGGUCUAGAGCCCCAGAUGCCCGGCAUCGUGAGCAACUACGCCAAGUUCUACCAGGUCAAGUCGGGCGAUAGCUGUUGGUCGAUUGAAAAUGCUGCGGGUAUCACUCUUGCCCAGUUCCGCUCGUGGAACACGCAGAUUGACGAAAGCUGCACCAAUCUGUGGGUGGACUAUUACGUCUGCAUUGGGGUCUAA
Aspergillus fumigatus Af293 is the source of this 243-nucleotide messenger RNA. Its product is annotated as putative LysM domain protein. The coding region runs from base 1 to 243 and encodes 80 amino acids. The record is from RefSeq and is a predicted model, not a curated record. The transcript has 2 exons. Lineage: Eukaryota; Fungi; Ascomycota; Eurotiomycetes; Eurotiales; Aspergillaceae.